CUGUUAGAUCCAAGUUUUGAUCUUUUCAAUGUUUGGUUUUGGUUCUAGAAAUCUGGCACUUUGAAUUUUUGUCAUCUUAGGAUGGAAUGUCCAGGAAUCAGCUACCUCUUCUCUCUAGCCCCUCUCCUUCUUUGUUGAUAACGUACUGUCGAGCAAUGAAUAUGUGGGACAUUUCUGUCAGAGUACAGAUGAAUUCCAAUAUUCUGCGGUGGGUUGGAUAUUAAGUAUGGAGAAUUAUGAUGUGCAGGUUGAACUGAAUUGCAAUUGAAAUCCAACAUGUUCCGCCUUAGAAAGCAAACCCAGAAUCAAGUGGAGAAUGAUCCAUCGUACAAAGAUGCAAAGGUGGCUGAACUGAGGGCUGCUCUGGGGCCACUAUCCGGGCGAAGUCUAAAGUAUUGCACGGACGCAUGUCUAAGGAGAUACUUAGAAGCCAGAAACUGGAACCUUGAGAAAGCCAAGAAAAUGUUGGGAGAAACACUCAAAUGGAGAUCCACUUAUAAGCCUGAGGAAAUCCGUUGGCCUGAAGUGGCACAUGAGGGCGAGACAGGAAAAGUUUCAAGAGCGAAUUUUCACGAUCGUUCUGGAAGAACUGUGCUUAUAAUGAGGCCAGGAAUGCAGAACACAGCGUGCCCAGAAGAUAAUAUCAGGCAUCUAGUGUACCUCAUGGAAAAUGCUAUCCUCAAUCUCCCGGCAAGUCAAGAGCAGAUGUCAUGGCUGAUAGACUUCACUGGAUUUUCACUCAACACUAACGUCUCUGUCAAAACAGCUCGUGAUAUCAUUUACAUCUUACAAAAUCACUAUCCUGAAAGGCUUGGUAUUGCUUUUCUCUAUAGCCCACCAAGGAUAUUUCAAGCUUUUUGGAAGGCUGUGAGAUACUUCUUGGAUCCCAAGACGUCCCAGAAGGUAAAGUUUGUUUAUCCCAAGGACAAGGAGAGCGAAGAGAUGAUGAAAUCACUGUUUGAUGUGGAAAAUCUCCCCAACGAGUUUGGAGGAAAAGCAACAUUGAAGUAUGAUCAUGAAGAAUUUUCAAGGAUGAUGAUAGAAGAUGAUGUAAAAACUGCUAAAUUCUGGGGAGUUGAUGACAACCCAUUCCGCACUAAGAAUGACCAUUCUAGUACAGAGGUAGUGCCGGAACCAGUGAGCACUUGAGAGAGUACCAUGUUGAUUAUUAAUAAGGUGAAGAAGCACCAGUUUGUUUCUGUUGAUUGCUAACUGGAAACCUGAGGCAUUUAUUACUGUAAACUUGUGUAUUAUCCUCAGCUUGCACUCACCUCUACCUGAUAUCCUUUCAAAAUUACCCUCCUAGUAUUACUGAACUUGUACCGAUUUC
Neltuma alba is the source of this 1330-nucleotide messenger RNA. RefSeq names its product phosphatidylinositol transfer protein 3-like. Lineage: Eukaryota; Viridiplantae; Streptophyta; Magnoliopsida; Fabales; Fabaceae. The coding region runs from base 277 to 1149 and encodes 290 amino acids. The transcript has 5 exons. The record is from RefSeq and is a predicted model, not a curated record. Gene Ontology annotation, molecular function: phosphatidylinositol transfer activity.